This is a messenger RNA of Micropterus salmoides (largemouth bass), 2199 nucleotides long. It is a transcript of the gene zglp1, whose product is annotated as zinc finger GATA like protein 1. Gene Ontology annotation, cellular component: nucleus. Bases 214 to 1899 code for a protein of 561 amino acids. Lineage: Eukaryota; Metazoa; Chordata; Actinopteri; Centrarchiformes; Centrarchidae. Gene Ontology annotation, biological process: regulation of transcription by RNA polymerase II; spermatogenesis; oocyte development. The transcript has 5 exons. The record is from RefSeq and is a predicted model, not a curated record. Gene Ontology annotation, molecular function: sequence-specific DNA binding; zinc ion binding.
AAAAGGUGUAGACUAAUUUAGCAAACCAAAAACACCCGCGCAAAUCGUGCUGGUCCAAAACACCGCAUAACAACCAGCUCCAGCGGUUUGAGUUCCCGGCAAGUUGGCACACUUCAUUUAGCAGAUGGUCGAUCUGGAGAUGUAAGACGCUGCCUCAACAUAAGCACAGGACCAAGGACACAAGCUGCCUUCAUCCAAGGAAACCAGAGCACAAUGGAACAUAAUCCCUCCCACUCAGCACUCUUCUAUCUUUUCCAAGAAGUUUCCAAGCUGUCGUCUCCCAUCCACAGCAGUUUCCUGGACACAAAUUCAACCUCCACAUGGCUAAAUGAGACUUCGAUGCAAGGUCCUUUCAUAGUUAAACAAGAGGAAGAGGAUGCACAUUCGUUUCAAAUCUCUAGUAGUUCCUGCCAGCACAGUUUGUCUGAUAUGUCGCCUCAUAUUCAGAUGAAAAAAGUGAUGGAGGAGAGUCACAGCAGCAAGGUCGCAACUUUAGUUGAUUCGCAUCCUGAACGCAACAGCCCCUGGAAAGUACUGAGUAUGAUCAACCUGCAGUGUGAGAGGCUCCUGCAUCACAGUGAUGUAGAGGAGUCAGACCCAGUAACAUCUACCACAAAAUUAGGCCAUUCAAUAGCAUUAGCAUCGACUGCUACAGCAGAUGGAACAGAGCAGGGAGUUGGAGGUGAUUGUGUAAAUGUCAAAUGUACUUUGAGACCAUCUUCUCUUAUCUAUGAGAGACAAGAAAUCCCAGCCUGUGUUAGCCUUGUGGAAGAUGUGAGAGAAACGGCCAGUAGUUUUAAACCACAGUGCCGUGUAAAGGAUUCCAAGGUGGGCUGCUGUGUUCAGUCACAAACUGCUGAAAAAACAAAAACAAAGGAGGGCAGGUACAGUGUUAACAGCCAGUUUGAGUGGAACCAGGAGUUUAGGGAUUGUUUCUCCUCUGAACAAGAUAUUUUAAAUGUACCCUUCUCUGAAAAUGCUUUAUCAACAACUCACAUCCACAGUGCAUCCCUUAAUACCCAGCUGACUUUUAAUUCAAAUGAAGAUGCAUGUGUAGCUCUGUCAAAGCCUGCACUAACACUAGACCACAAUGCAAACGUUACUUUGGCUACAGAGCCCUCAUGUGACACCCAGCUUCCCCCUCCAUGCCCCAUCAUGCGUUCUUCACAAUCUGUAUCAUUCUUAUUUAGCACUACAGGGACACAUCACUCAACCUCAAAACGAGAUGACAAAAUCACAGCAUUGAAACCAGAAGGUACACUUGCUCCCUUAGAGGAGACAUCCCGUUCUUUUGCACAAGUUAAGUCCUCAAGCUACCAUGAUGAAACAAACCCUGCACCUUCUGCAACAUCAAAACCAGAACCCAGGCCAGUGCAAAAGGAGGAAAUUUCUCUUCCGUGUACCCACCAGAGGAGAACCAAGACUCCUAGAAAACAGCCUCGUCCCAGCCGGAGUGCUGAUAUCCAAGACCCAGACUUCCAGGGAGUGACGUUCAGGAUGGACACGGAGCUGGACGACAGCAGGGAACAGUGUCGGCUCCUCAUAACUUCAAAGUACAGCAAAGAGCUCUGCAAGAGUGUAAGAAAACCAAGGCUGAGGACACGGACGUCCCAGAAAUUUCUUAAAGCUAGCAGCUCGGACGAGGAGAGCGACCCGAUGACUAGUGUUUCCAAGUGUAAAGUCUGUGCAUCGUGCUGCACCAGGAAGACCCCCAUGUGGAGGGAUGCAGAGGACGGGACCCCACUUUGUAAUGCUUGUGGAAUAAGGUAUAAGAAGUACAGAGUGCGCUGUGUCAACUGCUGGCAUAUCCCUAGGAAAGAGGGCAACUCCAACUCAUGCUGCCUCAAGUGUGGAAACUUCGUGAGGCUGACCUCAGCUCAGCGGAAACACACCACCUAGGGAACAUGCAUAGAGCAAAAGGUUUUUAUGUCCACAUGCGACAACGCUCUCCACACACACUUGCACACAACAGUUCUAUUACACUCUGUGCUCCCUUAGUUCUUAGUGCUCUAACAUUCACUUCAGAUGUGGAUGCAAACAUGGAGGAGCAGAACCAGCUUUUUACAUAUUACUUGACUCAGAGUAUUUAUAUUAGUUUCACUGCUACAAUGUUGUACCUCCAGCAGUAGCAUUAAUUCCCUUGAUGCUGUAUACACCAGGAAAAAAAACAAAUGGUUAAAGAAAACCCAGAUAGGAAAA